Messenger RNA from Marchantia polymorpha subsp. ruderalis, 4551 nucleotides. The record is from the annotation of a GenBank genome assembly. Lineage: Eukaryota; Viridiplantae; Streptophyta; Marchantiopsida; Marchantiales; Marchantiaceae.
CGCCACGAGCUCGACGAUGGCAGAUCCGGGCGAAAUCCGUGCCCGUCCAGCAUCUACUUGAAGUAAAACGCUUGCCGCCGUAGUCCCCAUCUCCAUCUCCAUCUCCUCAUCCUCCACAUCCUCCUCCUCCUGCUGCUGCUCCUCCUGCAUCCCGAUGAUGAUGAUGAUGACCGCCCGACCGACCGACCUCCCAAUGCUGUACUCGCCCUUCGGCCUCUUCCCUGCCUCGCGUGCUGCUUCCUGAAUCCCCGAGCGAACCCGGCUUCUCGAUUGUCCGCUCUCUGCGCAGAUCCUUCUCUCGCUCUUUCACAAUUUGGCUCGUGGGCGUGCGUGAGUGCGUGCGUGCGUCCUUAGAUGGGUACGACGAUUCUCCAUCAUCCUCCCGAUCAAGUAGCUCUUGCCAGCCAGCGAGCUGCGUGCUCGUCACCUGUCCGAACUCGACGACUCCCAUAGCUCCGCUCCGUUCUCAUCUAUCCGAAUGUGGUCUGUGUCUGUCUGUCUGUCUGCCAGCAGAGGAAUGCCGUCGAAGUCGCAGCCCGCUCGUGGAUGGUCCCGAACUGGAGGGCAGCGCAUAUUUGGUCGCCAGUGACAAGUUCCGGUGACAUGUACUUCACGGCGUGAACAUUCGUCAGCGGAUGCGUGAAGAGUGUGCGUUCUUGGGAGGUGCGGCUGCAGCUCACUUCGGGUUCGUGAACACAUUCGAUCAGGUGGAGAAGGCGAGGGAGAUGGGCGGAGACAACGACGAGGAGCGAGAGGUGGAUGCCGGAGUGAAGAAUUCGGCAAAGGCAGCCCGGUCACCGCACGUCAUGUAGCUAGAGAUUGAGGUUGUUGAUGAUGAUGAUGACAGUGAUCUAGAGUGGCGGGCGAGGUGAAUUCGGCGAGCUGAGAAAUCCGAGUGCCGAGUCCGUUUGCUGCUGGUGAUGAGAACUACAACUGCGAGGAAGAAGAAGGGGGAGGAGGGGGAGGGAGAGGACAAGAAGAAGCACCGAUCGAGACGAGGAGGAGGGUGGAGAGGACUUGCAAUCUGACGACGACAACGACGACGACGAGAAGAUUGGUCUUGAAUUUGGGGCAGAAUGGGAAAUGGGACGAAAUUCAAGCUGUCCAGCAUGUUCCCGAGCGUGCUGAGCAAGAUCAAGGGCAUGACGGGCAAGCGGCUCAAGGGCAAGGGCGCGCUGACCAGCCCCAGCGACUGGAGCGGCGACCUGCAGGAGUUCUCGGGCGGGUCCAAGGACUCGCCCGGCAGCCCGCCGUCGCCCGUGCGCACCUUCCCGCAGAAUAGGGACCGGGACAUGCGCUACUGCUCGAGCCCGCGCUGCUCGAGCCCCGUCAACCACAAGAGCUACGACAUCCGCUUCCCGAUCGAGUCGCCGGUGCGCCGCGGCAUGAAGUCGCGCCCGGUCUCGCCCCCGCGGCGCAGCGCCAACUCCAUUAACUCCGACUCCGGCUGCUGCUCCUUCGACUCGUCGCUGGCGCUCAUGCCCCACGACCGCGCGCGCCGCGCCGUGCCGCCGCUCUUCGGCCGCUGCAUGCAGCGCUCCAAGUGCAACAGCUUCAACAGCGAGACGCACUCUGACUCGGAGCUCGACGUCACGGACUCGGAGCCUGCGUCGGCGCGUGGCCACCUUCGCGCGCGCACCAUGUCCAUGCAGCUCGACGGCGCGACGGAGUGGGAGCGUGAGCGCGACUGGAGCGAGCCCGAGAAGUCGGCCUCGAGCUCCCGCCGCCGGCGCCCCCGAGAGAUCAAUAAGAGCACUGCCGGCGAGCCGUCCCCGAUUCACACCGUGCGAUGUAUGCCCCCCAACACGCCGUCCGACCUCGGCCACUUCUCGGACUCGCGCGACCAUGAGUGUCACCGCUCGGCCUGCCCCGACUUCGGUCGCGACAUGAGCGACCAUGGUCACGGUCAAGGUCGCCAGCAGCAGCAGUAUGACCGGAAGAUGGGGUUCGCGACGGAGGACACGCGGCUGUUCGAGGACACGUACGCGUCGUUCUCGAGCGACGAGGACUUCUUCAAGGUCCGCUCGGGAGGCUACAAUGCCAUCGGCCAGUACCGGCUCAAGAAGCUGAACAAGUACGGCAACGGGGACGUGACGGACGCGGGGUACGCGUCGGGCGACAUGGUCCUGACGGAGGACGAGGAGCGGACCCUGCGACGCGAAUCGGUUCUGGCCAAGACGGUGCGCAAUGCCAGCGACGGGUGGGCGCGCGUGCAGAGCCGAUUCGCCGAGGAGGAGAAGCACGCGCAGGGCGGCCGCGGAGGGUCGCGACGGAGCUACGAUCGCAGGACGGUCGUCGCGGAGGAGGCGGAGGUUCUGCUGACGGAGGACGAGCGCCACCACGCCGCGCUGUGCCGGCGCGAGGCGUCGCUGGUCAAGACGGUCCUGAGCGCUAAGGACUGGGCGCGGGAGAACUUGCGCGCCCUGAGCAAGGCCAGCGAGGGCGACAAGCAGCAGCAGGUCAAGGGCCGGGGGGCGGACUCGGGGGCAGAGUACGAGUCGUUCGGGCUGCCGGUCAUCCACAAGGAGCAUCUGCACUCGCGCGGCAGCACCCGGUCACACUCGCCGAUCGGCGAGGUGGAGAAGCACACCAAGGGGCGCGUCGACUACAAGGCGUCGGCGAACGACCCGCAUGAUGCGGCGGCGGACCGCCUGGUCUUCGAGCAGUUCUCGCAGCCGCUGGCCGAGUACGCCAGCGACUUCUACAAGAACGCGCAGACGGAAGAGUCGGACUUCGAGACGGGGGUCGUCGGCGUGAGCGUCAGCGUCAGGCCCUGGGACGUGGAGUUCCCGUCGUUCCGGUCCGACAGCCUGCAGCUCGGUGGGUCGCGACGGUCGGCGCCCGUGGAGCUGUCGGAGUCGGAGGGCCCGACGCCGCGCACGCACCGGCUCUCCGUGCAGGAGCGGACGCCGAGCUCCAAGACGCCUCGCAAGCAAACGCCGUCGAGUCGCGAGCCGCCGGUCAAGAAGGCCGGCCGCUCUGCGUCGCCCAAGGUGCAGGACCCGGCGCCCGUGAACUCCCUGAAGCCGUCCAGCCGGUCGGGCUCACCGCGCCGGCAGGAGCUGCACAGCGGCAAGCGAGCCACCAGCCCCAGGACGCCGUCGUCGGCGCGCGCCGAACCGGUUGCGAGCAAGAAGACGAGCCGGUCGCCGUCGCCGCGCCAGGAAGUGGCCGGUAAGAAGCAGCAGCAGCAGCAGCCAUCGAGCAAUUCGACCAAUUCGCCGUCUGCAAGGCAGCAGCAGCAGCAGCAGGUGGAAGUGAGCAGCAAUGGCAGCAGCAAGAAGGCGAAUCGCAGUGCGUCUCCUGCACAUUCGCCCCCGGAAACCGAGAAGCGCGACAGCAAUGCGAGGCCGAGCCAAAAACAGCACCAACCACAGCCGACGAGGCUGCCGGAGGAGAGAACGUCGGUGAUGGGAUCCGACAGCGUAGCAGUGGUGAAAGCGUCCUAUGACCCGUACCAGGAUUUCAGAGAAUCCAUGGUGGAGAUGAUUCUGGAGAAUGACAUUCAAACGGCGGAGGAUUUGGAACAACUGUUGCAGUGUUAUCUGUCGCUCAACUCUGCCGAGUACCACUCGAUCAUCGUUCAAGUGUUUUCUGAUAUAUGGCGUGACAUCUUCGAUCAUUGAGCAUUGAGCAGCUCCUGGCCGUGUAAUCGAUAUACCUUGUCCACUUCCCUUCAGCUCAUUCUCUCCCCAUCCCUUCCUGCCAGUGAGUAAGGCCAUGCGUGCAUGCUUCGAAUCUCCAAUUUUGGCCGAAAUGCUGGAGUUGUGACCCACGUUUCUUACAGACUCGCACUCGGGAGGAAAGUCGCGGAUUUAUUAGUUUGAUGCACACAGUCGUCGUCUGGUUGGGCGGAUUGUGCAUCGAUGGGAGUGAGUCUCUCUUGGAUGAGAGAUCCUUGGUGGGGAUUGGGAGUUCUGAGAAACGGAAGUUACAGUCUGUUCCUUCGACACGGAUGGACAGCCUUCGGUCUAUGUAGAAGAAAAAACUCAAGGGCGUUGCCGGUGCUCCAAUUACGAGAGGCCUGGCGAUCACAGCUCGCAAUUUUGUCCCGAACACUCCCGAAUCAGUCAAUCCUUCAGUCACGCAGCAGCAGCAGCAACAGUCGUAGGUACUGAAAAGACGUGCAUUCAACCUUUAGAUUUCUUAAAUGUUGCCUCCAGCUAAGUUAAAUGAACUUGUAGAUUUUAGCACAUAGCAGUUGUCGGCAAUCAGAGAAAAAACAUGUAAAUAUCAGCUUCGAGUAUGUCGAGCCGAUCGACAAGCAAAGUUCUCGAAGCCUAAAGCAAUCCAAGCGCGUAAUAUGCUUGCGGGUGACUUCAGUCGAACAAUAAUACAUGUGAUGAGCUCUCGUAACACGUUGAGCUGGGCAAGUUGGCAAUUUCAUCUGGAAUUGUAUGUAUCUAGUACUGUCACUCCUUUCGAGAAGGAUUCUAACUUCUUCGAUUUAAACCAACGUGUAUUUUCCAUCGAUCGAACCCCAUCUAUGGAUCCAUCCAUUUACUGUCAAUGGACGGGAAUCGGCUGUACUUUCUCUGUAAUAAAACGGGC